Adineta ricciae is the source of this 1189-nucleotide messenger RNA. NCBI's taxonomy places the organism in Eukaryota, Metazoa, Rotifera, Eurotatoria, Adinetida, Adinetidae. The record is from the annotation of a GenBank genome assembly.
AUGUCGACCACAGCUCAAUUUAAUCUGCUAACCACAAUUACUACACAAUCCACUGUCGUAACAACGUCUCCAGUGCAAACCGUUCCUUCAUACAAUCGACCGAAGCUAGAUACACAUCCAAUGUGGAGUGCUAACGCAAUCACUUUUGCUACCAGCAGUACCGUGGGAUCAUCACCUUACGGUAUCUUCAUCACCAUCAACAACACCAUCUAUGUUGCCGAUCGAACCAACUAUCGUGUUCAGAUUUGGUCUAAUGGAAGUGACAUUCCAUCACAAUCCAUCUACGGUACCUAUAUGAACUCAUAUUCACUUUUUGUCACGACCAAUGGUGAUAUUUUCGUUGAUAAUGGAUACUAUAAUGGUCGAGUAGAUAAACGAACAACAAUAACAAAUACAAGUGUACCUGUCAUGUAUAUUAGUUCAUCAUGCUUUGGUUUAUUUGUUGAUCUGACUGAUACUCUCUAUUGUUCAAUGAGCAAUUACCAUCAAGUCAUUGCAAAAUCAUUACAGAGUAGUUCCAAUAUCAUUACAACAAUAGCAGGCACUGGUUGCUAUGGAUCCACUUCAUAUCAACUCUAUUAUCCUAUGGGAAUAUUUGUGGAUACCAAUUCUGAUCUAUAUGUAGCAGAUCAAUACAAUCAUCGUAUUCAGCUCUUUCGUUCAGGACAACUUACCGGUAUUACAGUUGCUGGGAGUACAUCGAUCAAUCUUACUAUUCCACUUUCUUACCCGUCUGGAAUUGCCCUCGACUUCGAUGGUUACCUCUUUAUCGUCGAUAAAUACAACCAUCGCAUUGUUGGAUCAGAUUCAAGUGGCUUUCGCUGCGUUGUUGGAUGCACUGGUAGAGCAGGUUCGAGCUCAAAUCAGUUGUACUAUCCAACAUCGAUGAGUUUUGACAAUCAUGGAAACAUGUUCGUCACUGAUACUAGUAAUAGUCGUAUUCAGAAAUUUAUUCACUUGAAUAAUAGUCGCGUUCCAUCAUACAACCAACCCAAACUUUGCUCGGACGCUUCGUGGAAUCCAAAUGCAACUACAUUUGCUGCUGGAGGAAAUAAUAUAAUUGGUUCGUCACCUUACGGUAUCUUCAUCACCAUCAACAACACCAUCUAUGUUGCCGAUCGAACCAACUAUCGUGUUCAGAUUUGGUCUAAUGGAAGUGACAUUCCAUCACAAUCCAUCUACGGUACCU